AUGAUGAAUGCAUCUAAUACUCGAAAUAGAUAUCCUACAGUAGAUAUCGAUGAUUACAUCCGUCAACAUCAUGGAAGUCAUUUUUUAUACAUUUAUCGUAAUGUCAAGAAAUUUUACCAUCGUUUUGAUGCUGUUCAACUCGACAUCGAAUUUUUAAAAAUAUGUCGUUCCAAAGAUAUUAUCCCGUCCUUCUUAUGGUUUAAAACAGCUAACAAUGAUCUAUCAUCUUCACCAGUUUAUAAAGCUUGUCAACGUAAACUUCUCAACGUCGAAAUCGAUGCAAAACGUAAAAAAUUAAAUGAUUUAAAGAUAAUGUAUAAAUUCUCACUUAAUCAUCUUCGUGAAUUAUCAUCUGCUGAUUUCUUCGAACAUUUAUUUCAAAUUAUGAUGUCGGAAUGCUCAUAUUUAAUAAAUAAAAAACGAAGAACAUUAAAUAAAAAAUUAUUAUCAUUAUGUUCUAUUAAUAAUUCAACUCGUUAUUAUAAUGCAAAAGUCGUAACUAAUCUAUCAUCACGUGUACUAUCUGAUGAAGAACUUAUUUGUCUCGCCAAUGGAUUAGAUUACUGUUUACCACCAAAAUCUAUCAAUUCUAUGAAUGUUGCAAGUAAUGUAGAAACAUUUUUUCAGCGUAUUACUGAUGUUUAUCAGCAUCAAAAGAAAUUUAUGAAUGAACACAAGGAAUAUGAAGCCAUUAGUGAAAGCGAUAUACGUGUUUUAAACACGAAAGAGCUGACUUUGGCUAACGAUUUAAGUUCUUUAACUAAAUCGUUUCUACAAAGAGCUAACCAAUGUCAAAUACAAAAAAAUAAAUUUGAUUUUGAACAACAAAAUUAUCGUAAAUUACUACAGAAAUUAAAAGAAGAUACGUCAAUAAUUAUUACUCGUCCAGAUAACGGAAGAGGUGUUGUUUUAAUGGACAAACAAGAUUACGUGAACAAAAUUCAUGCUAUUCUUAAUGACCCAUCUAAAUUUUCUUCUCUAUCUGAAGAUCCUCCACUAGCGCGAGAGAAUAGCUUGAAAUCAUUAUUACGAAAAUUACACGACCAAGGACAAAUUACAGAUCAAUUUUAUUAUCUCGCACGACCUACUGGAUCCAAUCCUGGACGACUUUAUGGACUUCCAAAAGUUCAUAAAGAUGGUGUACCACUUCGACCAGUUCUUUCAUCAAUAGGAACAUUUAAUUAUGGACUUGGGAAGGCUCUUACUCAAAUGCUAUCAGAUCUGAUAGACAACAAGAACAUGAUUAAAGAUUCAUCUUCUUUUGUUAAAGAUCUGCAUGCAUUAGAUGAUCCUCUCUCAACGUUCAAAAUGGCAUCAUUUGACAUUGUCAAUUUAUAUACCAAUGUACCUGUUGAUGAAACAAUUAAUAUUAUUCUCAAAGAAUUAUAUGAAAAUCGACCUGUACGACCUCUUAUUGAACGGAACGACUUAAAGAAGCUCCUGACCUUUGAUACAACAAAAUCUCAUUUUCUCUUUGACGGAAAAAUUUUCGAUCAAAUAGAUGGAGUAUCAAUGGGUUCUCCAUUAGCUCCUCUACUUGCCGAAAUUUUUCUCCAAGAAUUUGAGAAAAAAUAUUUAUCAUUAUUCGAAAAUUUGGGCAUCGUUUACUGGAAACGAUAUGUUGAUGAUACCUUUGUAUUAUUGGACCCAAAAUUUUCCGCAAAAAUAGUUUGUGCUGAACUCUCAAAAUUACAUCCUUCUGUUAGGUUCACUUCUCAGGAGGAAGAUGCAGUUACACACAAAUUACCAUUUCUGAACGUACUGAUUCAACGACAAGAAGGUAUCGGUUUUCAAACUCGUAUCUACAGAAAACCGACCUUCACUGGUCUUAUAACAAAAUGGAAUAGCUUCGUUCCAAAAAUUUAUAAAUAUAAUACUAUCUCUGUUAUGGUACAUCGUGCUAUUCAAAUAUGUUCAUCAUAUAAAGCACUCCAUGCAGAGUUUCAAUUUAUUCGAAAAAUAUCAAAGAGGAAUGGUUAUCCUUCUAAUUUUGUCGAUUCAAUUAUUAAACGACAAUUAAAUUUAAAAUAUGAACCUCCUGCUCCUGUACCACCAACUCUUAGUACUGAUACAGUAGUAUUUAAAAUACCGUAUUUAGGAAAAGAGUCUCAAGUCUAUGGGAAGCUUGUAACAUCUGCAGUGGCUAAACAAUAUCCUUUUAAAAAAAUACGGGUUAUCUAUGAUGUUCCAGACCGUAUUGGACGUAACUUCAAAAACAAGGAUGCUGUGCCGGAUGAAUUAAAAGCUGGUGUAGUUUAUGAGGCAACUUGUUCUCAAUGUAAUAACUCAUAUACAGGACAGGGUGUGGGUGUGGAUUUAGCGCAGAUAAUAUAA
Messenger RNA from Rotaria sordida, 2334 nucleotides. The record is from the annotation of a GenBank genome assembly. NCBI's taxonomy places the organism in Eukaryota, Metazoa, Rotifera, Eurotatoria, Philodinida, Philodinidae.